CUUAAAUUACGGCCCAAAUCUUCUUCAUUGCUAUGCAUAUGUUUUUGGGUUACAAGCAAUUCCUACUCCACUAUAGCGUGUCCCUUAAAAAAGACAACCUAAACUAUUGCUAAGGCUGGGAGGCCUCAACACAAAAAAUAUUCCAAUUUAAUUCCCUCACUAUCAAACUGUCACACAACUAUAUAAGCAGGCUACUGCUAACCCAAACCUCCCAAAUGCAUCUCUCUCUCUCUCUGAUAUUUCUUUUUUCUGAUCUUUUCUUUGAAUGAAAUUAGGAUGGCAACUUUAAGUACAGCGAAGAUGACAGAAAAGAGUGAACAUAAAAAAGGGCUGUGGACAGUGGAGGAGGAUAGAAUUCUGAUGGAUUACAUCGGGGUGCAUGGCAAAGGGAAAUGGAAUCGGAUAUCCAAAGUUACAGGCUUGAAGAGAUGCGGCAAAAGCUGCAGGUUGAGGUGGAUAAAUUAUCUUAGUCCUGGUGUUAAACGUGGAGAUUUUUCUGAGGAAGAAAAUGACCUUAUCAUUCGCCUUCAUAAUCUCCUUGGCAACAGGUGGUCCUUGAUAGCUGGUCGCGUGCCCGGAAGAACAGACAAUCAAGUAAAAAACCAUUGGAACACUCAUUUGAGCAAGAAGCUCGGGAUCAAAAAGGGAAAAAAUAAGGAUAGCGCUUCUUCACAAAUUUUGUCUAAAGAAUUUAAGCAGAGUUGCAGUACAGCGAGGGAUCUAAAUUUUACAAUAUCCCACAACUAUGAUGGUGGAGGUGUAAGCCAAAAGGAGAUCACUGGAGAAGGGGAAACGCAAAAUGCAGUUGAUUUUAAGGAUGCACAAGAGCUUAUUACACAGAGUGAUGAUGACUAUGAAAACUCUAGUUGGUUUUUUCAGAGCGAUCUAAAGUUGCAGACACCUAAUGUAAUGGAGUUCCCAGACGAGUCGCUUGAUUUUUUUUGGCAUGAUUUGUAA
Messenger RNA from Durio zibethinus, 957 nucleotides. RefSeq names its product transcription factor WER-like. The record is from RefSeq and is a predicted model, not a curated record. NCBI's taxonomy places the organism in Eukaryota, Viridiplantae, Streptophyta, Magnoliopsida, Malvales, Malvaceae.